Moneuplotes crassus is the source of this 1041-nucleotide messenger RNA. Lineage: Eukaryota; Ciliophora; Spirotrichea; Euplotida; Euplotidae. The record is from the annotation of a GenBank genome assembly.
GUAAUUGUAAAGAUCUUUAAUAGUAUAAAUGAACGCACUUAUUUUCCUUGGAUUAAUCACCCUGAUCAUCUAUGGCAUCCUUGUUGAUGCUACUUUCUUCAAGAUUUACAUCCCACUUGUAAUUGUGUAUUGGGUGGUAAGCACUGUACUGUUUGGCAGAAGGGAUUCGGUUGGAAAAAGGAGAAAAAUCACUAUAGCGUCCUGGGCUGACCCUCAAGACCCCUCUAGCUACAUGCCUGUUGAGUAUGAUGUAACUGACUUAGUCGAGUACAUCAAUAAAGAGAAUAAAAAGGAAGGUAGCAAGGCUAAACUUACCAUGACUUACGCAGUAACCAAAGCAAUGGGCAUCGGAUUCAGCCUAGCCGCUGAUAAUAUUGGAAGAAUAGCUAUGGGUCAUUUUAGAAGCAUGAAGCAGAUUGAUAUAGCUCUCCUAGCAGAUGUCAAAGGUGGAAAGGACCUUGUUCCUGUCACUAUAAAGACUCCUCACCAGAAAAGCCUUGAAGAUAUUGCACUUAUAGUCAAAGAGAAGGCCUCAAGGGCUAAAAGUGGGAAGGAUGACACUCACAAUAAGAACUUCGCAUUAGCAGAUUUUGUACCAAGCUUUAUACUCGGACCUAUAAUUUCAGUAGGGUCUUAUCUAGCUUUGAAUUUAGGAUGGGAUGUACCCAUUGUAGGAGCCAAAGGCGACCAAUAUCCUCCUAUUAUUAUCACUAAUAUUGGCUCCUUUGGCUUAGAGAAAGGAUUCGCGCCUCUUCCUCCAAUGGCAACAGCAAUUUGUUCAUGCAUGGGUGCUGUGAAGGACAAACCAUGGGUAGUUAAUGGUGAAAUCGAGGUUAGAAAAAUUAUGACUAUUGUUCACACAAUGGAUCAUAGAGCUGGAGAUGCUGCUCUGGUGGUAAAGCCUUUUAAAGUUAUCCAAAAGUUACUCGAAGACCCGUCCUUGUUAGAAUCAGUGAAAUAUGAUGGGGAUAAGAUCCUUAACCCAGAAAUACUAGAUUUAAAGAAAAAUAAGUAAAUCGUGACGUCAAUUCUGUACAAUCA